Messenger RNA from Rhipicephalus sanguineus (brown dog tick), 4386 nucleotides. RefSeq names its product protein fantom. Lineage: Eukaryota; Metazoa; Arthropoda; Arachnida; Ixodida; Ixodidae. The coding region runs from base 321 to 3857 and encodes 1178 amino acids. The transcript is spliced from 33 exons. Gene Ontology annotation, cellular component: ciliary transition zone. Gene Ontology annotation, biological process: non-motile cilium assembly. The record is from RefSeq and is a predicted model, not a curated record.
GACAGUGUCCUGCCUAUUGCUUUUCCUGACUGUGCCUGAUAGCCAUAAUUGUCACUGAGAUGUACGUAACUCGGCGGGCAUAAGUUGGAGGAACAGGAGAAGGAAGCGCCUCGUUUGAAUCGGCGCGCUGAUUACUUUCGUGAUGCGCGGUCGUCUGCUGCUCCCGCGUCCAGUUAAAUAAUUUCGUCGCUUUGCUGCCGAACCAUGUGAUUGCAUUCGAUAUCCACCGAAUUGCGUUUGAUCUUUCAGCGUGCUGCCGUGAAUCAUCUGGAUGAGACCUACGCGUUUGACGGUAAAAACUUGCGGCGCAUCAUCGACUGAUGGGGUCCGCGCGACUGGAUGGAGAUGCUUUCGGCCGGCGCUCAUUGGAAUAUGACUAUCUGCAACUGCGAGAUGAGAACGUGCACCUCAAGAAACAUGCCAGAGAGCAAGAGGAGAAGGCUAAAAAGUUGGCUACUCGACUGUCAAGAGUUAUUAAUGAAAAGAUCAAGCAAGGUGCCACAGCCAGUGAGCUGGGGCCUCGACGUCACAUGGUAGAAAUGGAGCAAAAAGUUGAAGACUUGGACAACAAGGUUAGGGCUCUUGAGAAACAAAACAUGCAGCUAAAGGGCAAGCUCCAAGUCAGCAGGCAGCUUAUUACCACAGCCACCCAGUUUCAAAGUCCUUAUUCUAAGGUGCAGCCUCGGGUCAACUCUGGUUUACGCCGUCCUAUUCAGAAGCCUCGGCCAUUUGGAAAUGAGUCUGCAGUGACAGCUGCUUCUUUGCAGAAAAAGAUGGGAGCUUCUGAUUUAGUCCAUGCACCCCCAUAUGUUGUCAGCCUUAUCAGGGAAGCAAAAGAAGAAAUUGAGAAACUCGAAGCAGUCGUGGAAUCUCAGCGCUUACAGCUGGCUGAAGUGGCUGAGCAGGCACGCUUUAGGGAAGCGGAACUUCAAACAGAAUUGUCUGAGAUGAAGGAGCAGGUGAAUCAGGGCCAAGUUCGCUACAUUCAAGGAAAUGUGGAUAUCUUGAGUUUACGACGAGAUGCAGAACACUGUGCUCUCAGAGAAGCAACCUUCAAAUCUGAGCUGGAAGCUCUUGACAAGAAAAUGGAGAAAGUGAGUGCUCACAACAGCAGUUUGUUGGGCGAGGUAGAUCAACUGGCAUCCCAACUGAGAACAGAGCAAGCAAAAAAUCUUCAGCUGGAAGAGAAUUUGAGUGCUUGCGAGGCUAUGCAGAAGGCACUUGCAGAGCUCGAACAACGACUUGCUGAUCUUCAACAAGAGAAUGAAAUCUUGAAAACUGCUAAUGAACAGCUUCUGAACAGCAUUGAAGGAAGUGACGUGGAUGAAAAUAAGUGGCAUGAAGAGGCUGGGGCUCUCAAGUUGCAGGUUACUCAGCUGGAAGCAAUUAUCAAGUCUGACAACGAUGAAAAAGCAGCUCUCGAAAAAGAGCUAGCAGAAAGAAUAGAGUUGUACCAAAGUCUCCAGGAAGAACAUGGAAAUCUUGAGAAGGCUCAUGCUGAGAUAACAGCCAGGCUAGAAACUGUUCAGAAGGAUUUGCAGGACCUUCAGAAGGAUGCGCAUAGCAAGAGCGUGUCGAUGGACAGAAUCAUCCUGCCUGAAAGUUCAACAAAUGCUUUUGGGACAAUGCUAAUAAAUGGCCUUAGUCCCUCCGGUCCUGCGAGUAGUAAACAGUGUCUUGACAAAGAAGUGCAAGCUACUGUUCUGGAAAAUGGCUAUGAGGAGAUGACAAAGUUGAAGGAAGAGCAGCAGAGGGUGAUAGAAAAAGAACGGCUUCGUAUUAAAGAGCUUCAAAGUUUGCUGACAGAGAAAGCUAAGAAGAUUGAGGUUUUAGAAAAGCAUUUGGCCCACAUUCCAUCCAAGCAAGUUCAAGUGACCGAAGUUUGUGCGCCAAAUGAAGCAGAUGAUGAGCACUGCCUUAGUUUGGUCAGAAAAGGGCAAAGUUUUCUGGAGAUACAUCUCAAUAAGAUAACAUUUGUGGCCUGGCAAGAUGCACUUGAAGGCAGUGCUCCUCCCCCUGUGUUUGCAACAUGGACAUUUGCUGACUUUCAACCACAGUCAACGCCUGUUGCUACUGGAAAGUUCCCAGAAUUCAACUGCACCGCUCGCUACGCUGUUGCUGUAGAUUCCACCUUUAUAGAUUACCUUCAUAAGGACUCUGUACAGAUCCAAGUACAAGCUGUGCACGGUGCAGACAUACACAGCUUGGGCACUUGCCAGAUCGCUUUGAGGCCUGCACUGCAACAUCCUUUCAAGUGCAACUAUGCUCAGGCAGCACUUGUUGGAGUCCAAGAUGGGCAGCACAAGCACUUUGUUGGAACUCUGAGCUAUUGGGUUCGUUUUUUACCUGCUGCUGAUCCAGCCAGAAGGCUGUUGGGUCUUUCAGUGCCAAUGUCCCCACCAAAAGUGUUGCCUCAUUCUGGACAUCAAAGCAAAAAGCAGAAUGGAGAGAUAGCCAACGCUGCGUACAAUGAGCUUAAAGUCAACGUUGUUCGUUGCACGGCAAUACCAUCAAAACAAGGACACCUGCAGAAGAGUUUAUAUUGCUGCUAUCAGCUGUGUGACUUUCCUGAGCAACAGACUGUAUUUGCAACCGCUGUUGACAGCAGUGUUGAUUUUCAUCACAUUUACACUUUUCCUGUCAAGACGGACAGCCGACUUCACAAACAGCUCCUUUCACAGAGCUUGGUACUACUAUUGCUUGAAGAAGAUGCUGAACCUGGUUCUUUUGUUGGAAAAGCAUCUGUGCCCUUGUCUCCACUGGCCAUUGGGCAAGCAGUGCAAGGGCCUUUUCUACUAUUUAGUCCAUGGGGUGAGGAUGCAGGCUCUGUGGAAUUGGAAAUUGCUUGGGAGCAUGAGUACAAUCCUCCAAGAAAGCCUGUACCUAGAGCAAGAUCAAAAAAUGGAUUAGGUGGUCAUAAAUCAAAGAGAAUGCCAUCAGCUCAAUAUCGAGCUUCUGCAUCACGGAUGUUGCCUACUACCAGUGACAUGACAAAGGACCAGCAGCCUGCUUUGAGGCCUCAAGAAGCGGUUAUCAGUGAACGCAAAAAUGCUUUGCAGAGCUCACACUCACGCAAAGGAAGUAGAGAGAGAGGUGAACGUGCUGAGAGCAGCUCCCUGACAUCUGUGUCCAGUUUGUCUCCUGCAAGUGGAAGCAUCAGUGCCCCAGCAGGUGUGAAGGGCAGCAAAGUUCAGCGACAGGAUGAUGGCAACAAUACUGCUGGUGUGAACAACAGCCUUGCAGAAGAGAGUCAGAGUCUUGAAGAGUUCAGCAACGGACAAGUAGUAGUCGUCAAAACAGCCGCAUUGAAGAGGAGUGAUACAUUUAAGAUUUCAGAUGCAGCAGUUUUCUCAGUGAUUAACCUGGGAUUUUUGCCUGGUGCUGCAGUAUUGAAAAACAAGUCAAUUGAGAUGCUUUUUGUUGAGUUCCAAUUUCUUGACUGCUCGCCAGAAGAACUUGAAACGCCAGUUGCCCUGCCAAAGCCAAAACCUCCGCAACGAAUUGCCUUCAACUUUAGAAAAGUUGUUCAUCUCGAUUCCAAUCGUCAUCAAGAGAGGAGGGAAGCCCUGGCUUCUAUGAUGACAUCUAAAAACCCCAAGAGUGCCAUCAUAAAAUUCACAGUGGUGAGUGAACCCUUAGGCAAAAACAAAAAUGCUGAGUGCCAAGAUGUUGGCUUUGCUAUAAUUGACUUGAAACAGAUUUUAAAAUAUGGCAAGGACAUUAUAGAAGAAGAUGUUGAUGUUCUGGACGCAAGAAGCAACAUGGUCAUUGGAAAACUGAAUGUUUCAAUUGAAAUACUCGCAGCACUGAAGCGCAUCCUGGCCGAGAGCAAGCAUACUUCUCGUGUGUCUUCAUAGCUUUAGCCACUGAUGAAAAGAUUAUUGCUACUUACCACUGCAAUUUAUAUGAAGGAAGAGAUCAUUAUUUCUUGUAUCUUCAUGUCUCUCAACCAAAGCUCAGAGGUAGAGCAAGUUCAGCAAGCUUGAUUUGAAAUAAGCAUGAAACAUUAGCAAUAUUAAUAAAGCCAACACAUGCCAACAUAUGGUGAAGCAGUGAGAGAACAAGAUGAAGAUGCUGGAAAUGUGCAAUUCAUCGUAUCCAUGCAUUUUUACCACAUCAUGUGUAACUGAAGCCUUGCGCCAUGUGGCAUGUCUCAUUUACUGCCUUAGACUCAUGUUUGAAUGUGUGAAACCGUGAAAUUUUGGUAGAGUUGAUGUCAAGCAUUCUUGACAGCACCAAAUUUUUGCAGUGUGCUCGAAAAAAGCAUGUGCACAUUUUGUAAAAUGCGGAUGUGCUUUACAUGAAUGUACAAAUGUACUAGUGUGCGUUAAGAAUAUGCUAUUAAAACCCACAAUUAGUUGUGUAUAACCUGUGUGUGGUGGUUGU